Amblyraja radiata (thorny skate) is the source of this 2034-nucleotide messenger RNA. RefSeq names its product transient receptor potential cation channel, subfamily V, member 6 (gene trpv6). Gene Ontology annotation, biological process: calcium ion import across plasma membrane. The transcript has 13 exons. Bases 3 to 1883 code for a protein of 626 amino acids. The record is from RefSeq and is a predicted model, not a curated record. NCBI's taxonomy places the organism in Eukaryota, Metazoa, Chordata, Chondrichthyes, Rajiformes, Rajidae. Gene Ontology annotation, cellular component: plasma membrane. Gene Ontology annotation, molecular function: protein binding; calcium channel activity.
CAAUGGGGGAGACAGCUUUGCACAUCGCAGCCAUGCACGAUAACAACAAUGCAGUGAUGGCACUCCUUCGGGUGGCUCCUGAGCUCAUCAACAUUUCCAUCACGGGCAAGGUGUAUGAAGGAUUGACAGCCCUUCACAUUGCCGUGGCAAAUGAGAAUGCGAGUCUAGUGAAAGAAUUGAUCAGCCGAGGAGCGGAUGUGGCCACAUCUCGGGCGACUGGAACCUUCUUCAGGCACAGUAGAGGGAGCAUCGCGUACUAUGGAGAACACCUAUUGUCCUUUGCCGCUUGUGUUGGAAACAAAGAGAUAGUCCGAAUUUUUAUUGAAAAUGGAGCGGACAUUGCAGCACAAGAUUGCUUGGGUAAUACUGUCCUACAUGUUCUGGUGCUGCAGCCAAACAGUGUCCUUGUCCCACAAAUGUAUGAUUUAAUUCUGUCCUAUGAUGACCCUGAGAAUGAGAUUCCAGUUGACAUGAUCAUCAACAAGAAUGGCCUGUCUCCCAUCAAGCUCUCUGCAUCUGAAGGAAACAUUCAGAUGUUCCAGCACCUGUUGAUGAGGAAGGAGCUGGAUGCCCCGAGGACCUAUGGUCCUCUGUGCACCAUGUACUACAACCUCUCCGAGAUCGACUCGUGGGGCGAUGACAACUCAGUGUUGCAGCUGGUGAUCUCUAGUGAAAACAAGGAGGCACUGAAGAUUUUCCGCCUUUCCCCAAUGAAAGAACUCAUCCUCUUGAAGUGGAAUAACUAUGCAAUAUAUUAUUUCCGGAUCUUGGCUUUCCUCUACCUUAUUUACAUCACCAUCUUCACAUUCUGCUGCACUUAUCGGCCACUUAAACCAAGACCUGACAAUGCAACCAGUGAGAAGGACUCCACAAUAUACAUUGAGAGAACAUUACAGGAAAGCUACGUGACCAGUGAAGACCACUUGCGAUUGUUGGGCGAGAUUAUCAGCGUAUUUGGAGCAAUUGCCAUCCUGUUUUUGGAGGUUCAUGAUAUAUUGAGAUAUGGACCGAAGAAAUACUUUGGAAGGACGGCGCUAGGUGGGCCUUUUCACGUCAUCAAUAUCUGCUACGGCGUUAUGGUCUUGACUGUGCUGGUGUUGCGACUGGCCUCCCUGCCUGGUGAGACGGUUCCCAUGUCCUUGGCCCUCAUCCUUGCCUGGUGUAACCUGAUGUACUUUGCCAGAGGCUUCCGGUUGAUGGGACCAUUCACCAUUAUGAUCCAAAAGAUAAUAUUUGAGAUUAUACUGCCAUUCCUGGUGCUGAUGCUGAUUGUGCUCUUGGCUUUCACAUUCAGUACCCACUUGUCAUUCCAAGUCUUGGAUCCUGAAAAGUGGGAACGCUUCGUGGAUUUCAGCACAGUUCUGUUCACCAUGUACCUCCUCUUUUUUGGUCUGGUCAACAUGCCACUCAAUUGGGAAGUGAAUCAGCCCGACAUGGCACGGCUCCUGUACGCCAUCUACACCCUGCUUGCUUUUGCCAUCAUGGUUUUCCUUGUUAUCCACAUAAUGGGAGAACUGAUUCGACGGAUCGCAAAGGAGCGUGAGGACAUUUGGAGAGCACAGGUUGUCGCAACAGUUCUCCUUCUUGAGCGCCGACUUCCAAGCUGCUUGUUUCCUCCUUUGGGAAUUUGCGGAAAAAAGUAUGGACUUGGAGACAACUGGUAUAUUCGGGUGGAUUUCAGGAUUGAUAACACUGUCUUGGAGAUCCCUCCUAAAGACAAAAGUGUGGAGACAAAAGGACAGGAGAAAAGGAUCGAGAAAGAAGAGCCAUCAGUCAAAAGCGAAAGCAAGCAGAGGACUCACCAGACAUGCCACAUGGUGAGGAAGAGAAGGAUACGCCAGAACCCUGGUGACCUGUACAAUAUGAGCUAUGAUGAAGCCUGAAUUAUUAUGUCCCCAGGACAUUUAAUAAAUAGUUUUCUACUUGUUUUUCUUCCAUUCUGUAUCAUCCUAGUCUCCAGCCAACUGGUUGGUGGCCUCAUUUUACUUUAAUGUUUCACUUUAGAGAUAUAACGUGGAAACAUGCCCUUCAGGC